AUGGACGGACGGGCACAACGGCGGGUGAUCGGGCGGCCAUAUGUCGGGUCGGUAGUGUACCUAAGGUGGUGGUCGGGCGGGUCGUCCGUUUUGUGUCUGGACGUUACGGUGCCCCUCCAGACGGUGGGGAUUGUGAAAAAGGAGGCGAUGGUGAAGCUCCACGCGGGUUUCUCCAUCCUCCAUCGUCGUCUCUUUGGUUUCCAGAAGAAAAGGAGAGCGGCUGGUGACUUUUACGCAAAGGUGCUAUCCAAGGCGGGACCGGCUCUCCCGCUGCAACCCGGCGUUUUGAAGCCAACCCUGACGGCUUCAAGCGAGUCCAAAUCGGGAUCCGAACAAGCCUGGCCGCCCUCCAAAAGGGAAAAGCAGCCCAGACCACCUCCCCUCUUUCUUGGGCCCCUGAACAAAUCCACCGAAACGGGCCAGACAGAUCCUGAGAUCCACGGCCGGGUGCUGGGGCUGCCCUGUCGAGGUGAGCCUCUCUGGUCAACGCUCCAAGAUGUAAUUAACACCUCCCUCUCCCUCGUCCUCGUCCUCGCCAUCAUCAGCAUCAGCUUCAUCCGUCUCUUCCUCCUCCAACAAGACCUUUAA
Messenger RNA from Podospora pseudocomata, 588 nucleotides. RefSeq lists its product as uncharacterized. Lineage: Eukaryota; Fungi; Ascomycota; Sordariomycetes; Sordariales; Podosporaceae. Bases 1 to 588 code for a protein of 195 amino acids. The transcript has 2 exons. The record is from RefSeq and is a predicted model, not a curated record.